Molecule: messenger RNA, 1722 nt
Organism: Aspergillus alliaceus
Lineage: Eukaryota; Fungi; Ascomycota; Eurotiomycetes; Eurotiales; Aspergillaceae
Product: pectin lyase fold/virulence factor
Exons: 4
Coding region: 389-1564 (391 amino acids)
Molecular function (GO): pectate lyase activity
Source: RefSeq, a predicted model, not a curated record
CCGAUAGCAUCGGAAGAUUUCUACCGGCAUGAAUUUAUGUCUGACAUUCAAGCGUUUGCGGUUUGAGGUAAAUUAUGCCAAGACCAACCCCUUCCCCUGCCCCAAUUUCGUUUGAUAGUUCGGUAAACUGGGAUGCCAUACGAACCCUUCCGCAAAAGGUUCCGGGACACUGACAAGGUCUCCAUCACCUGUUCUUAAACUGAGACCUGAUGGGGCAACGGCGAACUUGCGCAGGGGGCUAUGAGAUGGGUGUUCAAUGCCACGAGUCAAGUGCACAGACACCAUUACCGCUUAUAAAGUCCGUCUAGGAACGACGACCUGAAGGAGGGUUUUCAGAAGAGAACCGAGACCACGCAUUCAGAGCAGGUUGAUCGAUCAUAAACGCAAAAUGUAUUCCGUUAUCCUUCCCAUGCUGGCGGCUCUGCUGCUAAGCCCUGUCAACGCAGCCGGGGUCAAGGGCUCGGCCUUCGGAUUUGCUCAAGGAACGACGGGAGGAGGAAACGCAAAGCUCCAAACACCUUCCAGUCUCGAAGAGUUAAAAAACUGGAUCAGUGACGAUGUCCCGCGUGUCAUCCUCAUCGACCGGGAGUGGGAUUUCACUGGCACCGAAGGCAAAACCACCGGCAAAUGCUGCAGUCAAAAGACGACCACGGAGUGCCCAGGUGGCUCGUCCAAGGGUCAGGCCUGGAUUCAGGACAAGUGCGACGAUGGUUCCUGGGUUUCUUGCACCUACGACAAUGCCGCUAGGAACCCUCUGUCUGUUGGCAGCAACAAGAGUAUUGUGGGCGUGGGCAACAAGGGUGUUCUCAAGGGCAAGGGUUUGCGCGUGAUGGGUGGCCAUAACAAUGUCAUUAUCCAGAACAUCCAUAUCACGGAUUUGAACCCUCAGUACGUUUGGGGUGGUGAUGCUCUCACCCUGGAUGGCACUGAUAACGUCUGGAUUGAUCAUAACAAGUUCUCUCUUAUCGGUCGCCAGAUGAUUGUCAGCGGCUGGAACAAAGGUGGCCACGUUACCAUUUCUAAUAAUGAGUUCGACGGUAUCACCGAGUGGUCGGCUGGCUGCAAUGGCAAGCACUACUGGUCUCUCCUUCUUCUUGGUCUGGAGGAUUGGUAUACGUUCUCUGGGAACUGGCUUCAUGACCUUUCCGGCCGCGCUCCCCAUAUGGGCACCGACUACACCAAGUCCAAGAUCUAUUUCCACGGAGUCAACAACUACUUCCAGAACAUCGAUGGCCACGCCUUCGACGUGGACACAAACACUUGGCUCCUGUUGGAGGGUAACUAUUUCGACAACGUCAAGACCCCAAUGACCGACCCCUCUCUCAAGAAGGGCGCUCAGUUGUAUACCACCCACACCGUCAACUCCGCCGGCGCCUGUCUCUCGCCUUUGGAAUACAUCUGCGAAUGGAACCGGGAGGGCGGCAGCACUGGCACCUGGCCCGACCGCACAGACCAGUCGGUGCUGAAUGCAUUCUCCAGCCUCAAGGCUCACCUGAUUGGCCACACUGGUGUCGCGGAUGUCCCUAACAACGUCAAGGCCCACGCGGGUGUUGGCAAGUUGUAAGCGAGUUCCAUGCAUUGAAUUGAUAAGGAUGAAGGCGAGCCGGGAACGGUAGUAUCAUAAUUCGUCUUGAGUUGUAUCAUACUUUCGAACAUUAGUUUGUAAAUAUCUCUUUCUCAACCUCGGGCCUUCUUGAAUCAAGAAAAAGACAAUCUGCCGAG